This is a messenger RNA of Stylonychia lemnae, 1893 nucleotides long. The record is from the annotation of a GenBank genome assembly. Lineage: Eukaryota; Ciliophora; Spirotrichea; Sporadotrichida; Oxytrichidae.
AUGAGAUACUAUUGCUAAUAGUCUCUUAAUGGUGAAGAAUUUAAUGUUAAAAGCUUUGAUGGCAUCAUUAUAAAUUGCAUGUACUAUAGGGUAAAUAAAGCUUAUCCACCUAUAGAUGAAGAGUGCGCUCUUCCUGAAUUUUUCAUUAACAAAAGAUAAAGUGAGUAAUUCAAAGAUGAAACUGAUACAACUAAAGCUUAAAUUAGAUCAGGAUACAUAAAAUCUGUAGAGAGCUCCCCUCAUCAAGAAUCCCAACCUGUAGUUAUGCUAUUCAACCCCAAUGGUAGUUUUUAUGAGUAUCAAAGUUUACAGCACGACAUUGUUAAUAUAUAUUAAAAAAGGGGAGUUAAUGUCCUAAUGUUCAACUAUAGAGGCUGCCUUAGGAGCUAAGGUAAGCCUGAUAUUAAUGCUAUUGAAAGAGACUCAUAUGAUGUUUAUAGAUUGUUUAGAUAAAAGUUUGGAGUAAAUUAGCCUAUUGGAUUUCACGGUAUAUCAAUGGGUGGAUACUUUGCGAUUAGAUUAGCUAGCAAGCUAAAGCCAGAUGAAGUGGCUUUUAUAAAUGCAGAUAGAACAUUCUCAGAUUUCUAAUUGAUGAUAAAGAAUAAGUAUGGAUGGCUCAGUUCGAAGCUUUUUUCUUGCAUUAUUGAAUGGAGACUGAACACAAUCCAUUAUUACAAAAAGCUAAGAGUUAAGCAUAAAGUUGUCUCCUAUGAUCCAAACGAUUAACUCAUUACUAAGGAUGGAUAAAUUUUUUACUAUAUGGUGAAUGAAUACGUUAAAUAUACUUUUACCAAUAAGUUAUUUAAAUCAUAGAAUCUUGACGAAAUUAAGCCCAGUAUCUAGGCUAAAUAAAUUGUAGUGAAGGAAGAUAUAUGUGAUUCUGUAAUGCAGGAGUUAAUUGAUAUUGAUUAUAAAAAGACAGUUAUGAAUCUAGUAUUUAUUGCGAAAUUUGUAAAGAUAAUGGAGGGUAUAUCAGUUAAAGAUGAUAAUGAAGACUAAAGAUUUUCUACUGCUAUAAAUAACACUAAUUUCAAUCAAGAUAGAUCUUUCAACUAGCUUUUGGAAAAUGAUGGUAACAAUAAUCAAACCAAUUUUGAAACUUAGAAAUCAAUUAGAUGCAAAGUUAAAAAAGCAAAGAAAUAUAUGGUCGAAGAAAAUCACCUUAAGUUAAAGAAGCUAAUUGGAAUUAGGUCUACUUAUUUACUAAAAUCAACUGACUUGACCUCCCUAAGGAAAUUGGCAAAAAAUUUAGAUUUUUUUAUGAGAAAAACCAGAACAUGUGGAAUAUCCUUAAAAACUAUGAUCAAUAAUUAAAAAAAGAAUAGUAAACAUUAGGAAAAUUUAAAAACUUUCUUGUUAAAUCUAUAGUUCUGGGGAAUUCAGCAUUCUUCUCAAUCUAUUCAAAACCCAAUCAAUGGUUUUUACGAGCUGAACUCUGUGUUAUCCUAAGUUUUAUUUACUCUAAAAAAUUGGAAAUUAAAAUAGGUGAUAUCUAAUAGAACAGAGCUAGAUUCUUAGAGAAGAAUAAAAAUGAGUGAAAAUUCAAUUUUUGAAAUUCCUUAAUCCCUACAAAGCGUAGUGGAUUUCAUUAGUAAUCAGUUUAUUAAAGCGCUCUAGGAUAGACUUAUAAACCAAGACCGUUCUGUGCCUGUGGACGGCUGUGAUGUUCUUGAUUAGAGAUAUAAAUACAUAGGCGAUCUAAUUAGACUAAAAUGUGGUCAUGCUGGAGAAUACACUAGAAAAGACAAAAAAAUUUAUUAUAACUAUCUAGAGAGGAUUAGCUUUAUAAAAAAAGAUGUUAAAGUAAGUAAAUUUUCUCAGAGACCUUCAUUAACUGGAUAUCCCUUGCAACCAAAUUUACAUCAAAAAGUCUCUACUCAAACUAGCAGUUGA